GAUGCGCUUAGGGUUCUUUUCGCCAUCUCGUACUUCCAUUGGCGACUCUCUAGACCAGCAACAUGUUUGCAGUUGUUUCGCUCUUCGUGCUGGUGUGCCUGACUGCCAAAAGCCAUGCAGACCACCAUCAUCAUCCUUGUCAUUCGCCCAACAUGACAGGAUUUAUGACUGUGAUGUCCCUAAAGGGUGAAGUGAAAGCAUACGGGUCCUUCACUUAUGAUUCCAUGGGCAAGAAACUACGGUUCAGGUCAAACGAGAGCCAUCCUGUGAACACAUCUCUAGGUUUGGAUCUACUGAUGUUUUUCGAAGAGGGAAUCUUCUACGAGAUUGACAGCAAGAACCAGAGCUGUGAGAAGAAGAAACUACACUGCACCAUGCACCCUCUGGAUAUCCCCGAUGAUGCCAAGUUCUACACUACAGUACACACCGGGAGUCCCUCCAUUGAAGGAGAGGGCCUGAAAGUCAGCAUAUGGACAGGAACAUUCACAGACUCCAAAGGUUGGAAAGGCCAUUACUCCAUGUCUGUAACCAUGGGCUGUCUGCCUAUCAGCACAUUCUACUUCACUGAGACCACGACAUUUUUAAUGAGCAUCAUGGAAGUAGAAACAGAGAUCAAGGAUCCUGACCUCCUGGUGGUGCCCUCCAUCUGUCACGGUCAGCCCCUGGAGGAGACGCCUGAAGGGACAGUCAACAGUUUCCUCCAUGAGUUCAUGUAGAGGAAACCUUGCCUGCAGAAAUUCAAACCACUUUCCAAAUGUGGCCUGCCAGAACUUUUAGGCUUUCUCUCCUUCUUCACGUGUGACUUGAGUUUUCGUGUGACACUGCACUACGUCACAUCUGUUUCCAACACUUCCCUAUGAAGAUGUGGCUCUGAAUGGAUCAUAUUGUAGCCUCUACGUACAUUUUGAUAUAAAGGAAAGAGACAUGGAUUGUAGAAGUAGUCAAAAAUUACUAACAGAUUGUGGCUUUUCAAGUUGGUACUGCUUACAAAACAUGUAAGAUAUUAUUAAUGGAACAAUAAAAUGUCAAAGCUG
Cheilinus undulatus (humphead wrasse) is the source of this 1034-nucleotide messenger RNA. RefSeq names its product ependymin (gene epd). Bases 63 to 716 code for a protein of 217 amino acids. Gene Ontology annotation, cellular component: extracellular region; lysosome. Lineage: Eukaryota; Metazoa; Chordata; Actinopteri; Labriformes; Labridae. Gene Ontology annotation, molecular function: calcium ion binding. The record is from RefSeq and is a predicted model, not a curated record. The transcript has 6 exons. Gene Ontology annotation, biological process: cell-matrix adhesion.